AUGCAUAGUAAUACUUUGGCUGAAAACUCAUAUAUGCUUCUAUUUUUCGUUGAACCCAACUUCACCUUAACCUCAGCAGAAGAUGAAGAUAUAGAGGUAUUACCUACUCCAGACACCACAAUAGGACUAACCCGGGAACGAAAGAGCAACUUUUUCACUAGAUCAGAGGUAAUUAAAUUGAUUUGUGAUCCAUCACCAUUCUGCAUGAAUGCCACUGACCUGAACUUGAACGAGUUUUUACCUAACGCUGUACCCAGAAGUUCCUGUGAGUUUGUGGUACCGUGGCACGAAACUGCACUAGAAUUGUUUGUUACUUGCUACUGUGAUAGCUCAGAGUUUGCAGCUUUAUGCAACAUUGUAUGGUGA
Molecule: messenger RNA, 366 nt
Organism: Nezara viridula (southern green stink bug)
Lineage: Eukaryota; Metazoa; Arthropoda; Insecta; Hemiptera; Pentatomidae
Source: the annotation of a GenBank genome assembly